CGCCAAAGAGCGGAUUAGAUAGGAGGCACCGAGCCGAGCGAAGAACACUGCGGCACUGCUCCUUCCCGGCGCUGCUUAUCUCCCGCUCCCUCUCCUCCUCCAGCGCGUCGCCAUGAACACAGCCAUGGCCACCACUUCCUUAUCCCUCCAAGGCCGCCCUUGCCAGGCCGCGGCCAAGAAGCUCUCCUCCCCGUUCCUGGGCGCCCCCGCCUCCUUCCUCCGGCCGCUGGCGCCCGCGCCCACCGCCGCCCCCUCGCGGCGGACGCUCGCCGUCAGGGCCAUGGCGCCGCCCAAGCCGGGAGGCAAGCCGAAGAAAGUGGUGGGCAUGAUAAAGCUGGCCCUGGAGGCCGGCAAGGCGACGCCGGCGCCGCCCGUCGGCCCGGCGCUUGGUGCCAAGGGUGUGAACAUCAUGGCGUUCUGCAAGGAGUACAAUGCCAAGACAGCCGAGAAGGCCGGCUACAUUAUCCCCGUCGAGAUCACCGUCUUCGAUGACAAGAGCUUUACUUUCAUCUUGAAGACACCACCGGCCUCAGUUCUGCUCCUUAAGGCUGCAGGUGUCGAAAAAGGUUCAAAAGAGCCACAGCGAGAAAAGGUUGGCAAAGUAACAGCAGAUCAAGUCCGUGCGAUAGCUCAAGAGAAGUUGCCAGACUUGAACUGCAAGAGCAUCGACUCUGCUAUGAGGAUCAUCGCUGGCACUGCCGCUAACAUGGGCAUUGAUGUUGACCCUCCAAUCCUUCAGAAGAAGGAAAAAGUUCUCUUGUAGUUUGUUUUGCUGGCACCCGCAGAUCAAAUUAUCAAUCGCCUUAUGUAGAUUCUGCCUUCCUUUUUGUUUGUCAAUUCGCAGUGCCAACUUGAGGUUUUCCUCUGGUGUCAGUAACCUUGUUCACUAAUCCAGUCAUUUGGUGUAGACCUGUAAUUUUUUUCUUGCGAAGUCCUUCGGUAUACCACAUCUUUUCUUUUUCUCGAACACGGGUAUACCACAUCUGAAAGGAAACGGCUUCCAAGCCUUUGUGCACCAACA
This is a messenger RNA of Panicum hallii, 1021 nucleotides long. Its product is annotated as 50S ribosomal protein L11. Bases 113 to 763 code for a protein of 216 amino acids. Lineage: Eukaryota; Viridiplantae; Streptophyta; Magnoliopsida; Poales; Poaceae. The record is from RefSeq and is a predicted model, not a curated record. Gene Ontology annotation, cellular component: ribosome; large ribosomal subunit. Gene Ontology annotation, biological process: translation. The transcript has 4 exons. Gene Ontology annotation, molecular function: structural constituent of ribosome; large ribosomal subunit rRNA binding.